Adineta ricciae is the source of this 2382-nucleotide messenger RNA. NCBI's taxonomy places the organism in Eukaryota, Metazoa, Rotifera, Eurotatoria, Adinetida, Adinetidae. The record is from the annotation of a GenBank genome assembly.
AUGAAGAAAUUAAACAUUCGUUCAUUUGGUAUAGGAACUUUAUUGAAAUAUCCCCCAUUGAUCUCAUCAGAUUCCAAAUAUGUGUUUACAAUUGGUGAUGGUUGUGUUUAUGUGUGGAUUGUGAAAACAGGCGAAUGUUUAAGACUAAUUAACCAAAAUUCAGUUGAUCAACAAGCAAUUAUUGGUAUGGCUAUUAAUCCAAACAAUCGUUUACAAUUAUGUAUUGGAGAACAAAAUGGUCUUAUCAAUAUUUGGGAUUAUGAAGAUGGAAUUUUGAUUCAUACAAUCAAACUUGAAAUAGAAUUGAUUCAUUUAAGUUCGAUAUCCAAUCAUGGUUUAUACGUUUUCGGGAAAAACACCAAAAAUGUAUAUUCUCUCAAUCGAAUCGAAUCAAUUCGUCAUAAAUGUUCACCAACUGUUUUAUUUGAUAAACUUCCAUGUCUUCCAACAAAUAUUUCAUUUGAUCAAAAAGGUGAAUAUGGAUUGUUUAUCAAUAGUGAAGGAAGCACAAUUUAUUUGUUAAAUUUAUUAAAUUUACAAAUAAAAACUUAUUCAAUAACAAAACAAAAUUUAUCAUAUCAUGAGAAAGUGACAUGUGCACGAAUUCAUCCAACCGAAGAAUGUUUAGCAUUAGGAACUCAAUCUGGACGAAUUGUUCUUUGGUAUAAUUAUUUGAAUUCAUCAAAUAAAGAACCAACAAUUUCGUAUUUACAUUGGCAUUCAUUACCUGUGAUUUGUUUAACAUUUUCAUUUGAUGGUUCAUAUUUAUUUUCUGCUGGUCAUGAAUGUGUUCUUGUCAAAUGGCUUUAUCGAAAAAGUGAACCGACAUUUUGUCCUCGUCUUGGUGCAUCGAUUCUUCAUGUUAAUUCAUCGAAUGAUCAAACUUUUUAUGUCACAACUCAUUCAGAUAAUACAAUUCAUCUGAUUGGAAGUAAUCUUUCGAUAUUACAAACAAUUGGAGGAAUUAAUCAAAUGUUUCUUCCACAACAAGCAUCUUUGCCUGCUGGUAUUCAUGUGUUUGCACGACAACAAGCACUUGUUAUGAAUAGCGGAAAACCUGGUUAUCUUCAAUUUAUGUCUAUGGAAAAUGGAAAAUUACUUUAUAAUUUGGAUAUUGUUGGAGAAAAUUAUGUUUCACCCAAUGAAAUAACAGAUCAAUGUCUUUUCACCGAUAUCAAACGUUUAAUUCUUGAUCCAACAGAUACGUGGUUAGUUACAUUUGAAGAACGUUCAACAAAUUCGAUGAAUGAUGAUCAUCAAAAUGAACGAAAACUUCGAUUUUGGAAAUUUAAUUCUAAUUCCAAUCAAUUCGAAUUGAAUACAAGUAUUACCUAUCCACAUGGACAAGAAACAUUAAAUCAAAUGUUAUUUCAUCCGUAUAAACUUGAAUUAGCAACAACAGGCAAUGAUGGAUUCAUCAAAGUUUGGACUUUUAUACAAGAAAAUCCAAUAACAAAACGCGUAUCACAUUGGCGUUGUUUAUCUGGUCAUACUCAUCGUUCUUAUACAAGUAAUGCUUUAUGUUAUUACAAAUUAUCUUCAUCUGAUCAAAUAAAUUUGUGUUGUUCAUUUGAACAUUUGGUCACUGUGUGGAUCGAUACAAAUAAUGAAAAAAACGAUGAAUCUCGUUAUGAAUAUUCACGUUGUUUUGCUCAUUAUGAUCGAAAGAAUCCUGUUGAAUAUCUUCAUUCAUCAGCCGAUCAACUUCUCGUUUGUCAUAAAACUUUAGUUAAUCUUUGGAAUUGUUUAAAUGGACAAUUUAUUAAAUCAUUUUCAUGGCAUGUUCAUGCUUUAGCCAAAGAUCCCAGAUCAUCAUUUAUCGCACUUUUUGAUAAAAGUUUUCUUCAUUUCUAUUCGUUUUCGGAUGGAAAAUGUCAUUCGCGGAAAAGUUCGUUGUUUCGUCGUGUAACAUCAGCUGCGUAUAUUCCGAAUGAAAAAUCUUCUUCGUUUGUUCCAUUGCAACAUUCAAGAUUGAUUUUUUAUAUUCCACAAGAAGGUUUGAAAACAUUUGCUGAUGAUGAUGAAGAAGAAAAUAGUUUAAUUCCAAUCGAUGGAAAAUUAGAAAUGGAAACUACCGAGAAAAAUCUUUUAGUUAAUUUAAUUCGUCAAUCACAAAAUGAUUUAGAGAUAAAUUCGAACAACAAACCGAAAUCUUUCGAUGAUUUAACGAAAUUAAAUCAAAGAAUUAAUCAUCUCAAUCAACAAUUCUUAUCAACACCCGCGUAUUUGUUACCAUCAAUUGAUCAUUAUUGCAUCGAUUCAUUAAAACGAAUGUUAUUACCAACUGAUAAUCAAAUAACAAAAGAAAAUGAAUCAACUGAUCAGAUGUCACUUGAGCGUUUAUCGACGAUGUCUGUUGAUUCGGAUGAAGAACAUGUUUGA